GAGAACAUCCGGGUUACUGUGUACAGUGUUAGCAGUGAGCCCGCUCUCGCAGUCAGAUCGUCAGUGAAGCGUUUAGGGAAUGAAACCCGAAAACUCGGUUAAAUAAGUCCGACUGUGGGCUUUUCAGCGUGGCGCGGUGGCCAAUGACGCUGCCCUGAACAAGUUACUGUCUAAUAAGCUCUGUCUUUAUCUUGGACCCUCACAUCCAACAUGGAAACUUCAAAAUCACCCAGAAGUGGGAAACAUCAUUCACGGUCCAGGUCCCGGUCAAGAGACCGGAAACGGAAGUCAGGUGACAAGAAGCACAGAAGAUCCCGGAGCAGAAGCAAAGAGGCACGGCGAAGGGACUUUGAGAAGGCGCUAAAAUCCCACAGCCGAUCGGAGGAUGCACUGCAGAGUUCCGACAAGGACCGCGAGAGGUUUUCUGAAGAUAGCUGUGAGGAAAGACACCGCAGAAAGGACAAAAAGUCCUCCAGAGGAAGAAGUCAGUCCAGAUCACGCUCAAGAGAAAGGCGACAUCGCAGUCGAAGUCGGGACAAAAGAAGGUCUCGCAGUCGUGAAAGGAGAUCGAAGAGUCGUGAAAAGAAGAGAAAGGCCAGGUCACGAUCCAGCUCAAAAAGCAAACACAGACAGCGCAGUAGAAGCCGGAGUAAGAGCAGAGAAAGGAAGAAGAGAGCAGAAAAACCUAGGAGGAAAAGUCACAGUCGGUCUGCCAGUCCUGUGGCUUUCAGAGGCAGAAACACAGCCAUGGAUGCACAAGAGGCUUUGGCGAGGAGUCUUAAUAUUCUGUCUUCUAGGUUGGAGAGAGCUAAAAAACUUCAAGAACAGAAGGAGAAGGAGCUGCUGGAGAAGCAUCAAAAUCAACAACAGGAAGUUGCAGCAGCUGCAGCAGCUCCAUUGCUGAGUGACAGUGCUGCAGCUACUGCAGCCAGCCCUGCGCUGAAUGUGGCAGCACUGUUGGCGUCGGGAACACAGGUCACGCCACAAAUCGCUAUGGCAGCUCAGAUGGCAGCACUACAGGCCAAAACUUUGGCAGAGACGGGCAUCGCUGUUCCAAGCUACUAUAACCCUUCAGCCGUUAACCCCAUGAAAUUCGCUGAGCAGGAGAAGAAGAGGAAGUUGUUGUGGCAAGGAAAGAAAGAAGGGGACAAGUCCCAGACGGCUGAACUGUGGGAGAAGCUGAAUUUUGGCAACAAGGACCAAAACGUCAAGUUCCGCAAACUAAUGGGUAUUAAAGGUGAAGAAGAAGAAGAAGGCGGCCCUUCUGCAGUGCUGAAUGAUGAAGGCAUGAAAACGCUGCAGAAACAGGAGGAAAUGUUUCGUAACUUGGACGUCCAGUAUGAGAUGGCACGGUCACAGACGCACACGCAGAGGGGGAUGGGCCUGGGCUUCGGCUCAUCUUUUUCUUCAUGAGGAAUGGACGCAGUUUGAACAGAAACCACUACUCCUCUCAACCUCUCUUCCACCAAUGUUCCAGCGGUUCAGCUGGUUUUUAAACGUGUGUGUAUAGAAAGUCGACACUUUAGAUCGCAUGGAUGUUGGUCAGAUCUGUAAUUUAUUCACCAAUUUCGUCUGGGAAGAAUUCAUUUGUAAAUACAGUUAGGUGAUUUUGUUGUACGUCUUCAUUAGGCUUGUGCGGCACAUCUCUGGAAAAUUAUGCAAAGGUGCAAUAUUGGUAUUGCGAAGCUUUACGAGGGAUUUGGACAAUUAGGCCUAGGUUAGUGAUAUUGGAACAUCCUUUUUAUUUUCUUGGUUUUCCUUUUGUUAUGUUAAAUUGGUUUUAUGUGGAUAGGACAUGAAUGUUGUUUAGGAUCUUGCUAUGAAUAAUACUUGACUUUGCAUUAUUGAAACACUGGCAUAGUACCACAACAGGUGUGCCAAGCUAUUGUAACUGCUCAUGACAGCCUCAUUAAAUUUUUGUUAGUCCCAAAGAAAAUGUUGUGCUGAUAGUUUACAUUCUAUUUACAUUGUAUUGUUUAAAGCUCCUAGCAGAUUUAAACAUCUCCCCUUACAUUUGCUGUUGGUUCUCUACUGAAAGACACAGUACAUGACACCUAUAAUCAUGAUGCAGCCUUCAUGACCACUGACUGUUGUUGGAAAAAGUCUUUUAGCUAAAUGUUCAGGGUGGUUCAUGCCUCCUGUAAAAAAGGCUUAAGUCAGAAUCACUGAACAUUAUGAAUGCUGCCCUUGUCUUUCACAGCAGUACAGUGUGAACGUUUUCUGACGGAUAACCUCCAUCUGAAAGUGAACAUGAAAGUAGUUUUGGGACUUAGACUGUACGUCUGUUGUAUCCUGGCAUCAAGUUAAUAUGAAAUCCACGUGGUCAGUAAAGUAAGCCAGUGUGUACAUUAAAUAAAUCAAUGAAUGUCA
Astyanax mexicanus (Mexican tetra) is the source of this 2370-nucleotide messenger RNA. RefSeq names its product arginine/serine-rich coiled-coil 2 (gene rsrc2). Lineage: Eukaryota; Metazoa; Chordata; Actinopteri; Characiformes; Acestrorhamphidae. The record is from RefSeq and is a predicted model, not a curated record. The transcript is spliced from 10 exons. Bases 211 to 1413 code for a protein of 400 amino acids.